Artibeus jamaicensis (Jamaican fruit-eating bat) is the source of this 3635-nucleotide messenger RNA. It is a transcript of the gene NT5DC1, whose product is annotated as 5'-nucleotidase domain containing 1. NCBI's taxonomy places the organism in Eukaryota, Metazoa, Chordata, Mammalia, Chiroptera, Phyllostomidae. Gene Ontology annotation, molecular function: 5'-nucleotidase activity. The coding region runs from base 95 to 1453 and encodes 452 amino acids. The transcript has 12 exons. The record is from RefSeq and is a predicted model, not a curated record.
CCCGCCGGGUCCGGUCCGGUCCCCACAGGUCCCGCCGGUGCGCUCUUCGCACUCUCCCUUCCCGUAGGCGCUCGCCGUGGCUCCCAGCACAACCAUGGCUCAGCACUUCUCCCUGGCCGCCUGCGACGUGGUCGGCUUCGACCUGGACCACACUCUGUGUCGCUACAACCUGCCCGAGAGCGCCCUGCUCAUUUAUAAUAGCUUUGCAGAGUUCCUGGUCAAAGAGAAAGGAUAUGACAAAGAGUUGCUCACUGUGACUCCGGAGGACUGGGAUUUCUGUUGCAAGGGCUUGGCACUGGAUCUGGAAGAGGGGAACUUCAUUAAACUUGCAGAUAAUGGCACCGUUCUCAGGGCAAGCCACGGCACAAGGAUGAUGGCCCCCGAGGAGCUGGCCAGGGAGUAUGGCAGGAAGGAGUGGAGGUACUUCAUGUCCGACGCCGGGAUGGCGUGCCGCUCAGGAAAAUACUAUAUUUAUGAUAACUACUUUGACCUGCCAGGAGCCCUUCUGUGUGCCAAGGUGGUGGAUUUCUUAACAAAGCAGCACAAUGGUCAGAAAACAUUUGAUUUUUGGAAGGAUAUAGUGGCUGGUAUACAACACAAUUAUAAGAUGUCAGCUUUUAAGGAAAACUGUGGAACAUAUUUUCCAGAAAUAAAAAGAGAUCCAGGCAGGUAUUUACACAGUUGUCCAGAAUCGGUAAAAAAGUGGCUUCGACAGCUAAAGAAUGCUGGGAAAAUUCUUUUGUUAAUCACCAGUUCUCACAGCGAUUACUGUAGACUCCUCUGCAAACAUAUCCUUGGGAAUGAUUUUGCAGAUCUUUUUGACAUUGUGAUUACAAACGCGUUGAAACCUGGUUUCUUCUCCCAUUUACCAAGUCAAAGACCUUUCCGCAGACUGGAGGAUGACGAGGAGCAGGAGGCACUGCCAUCUCUGGACAAACCCGGCUGGUACUCCCAAGGGAACGCUGUCCACCUUUACGAACUUCUGAAGAAAAUGACUGGCAAACCUGAACCCAAGGUUGUUUACUUUGGGGACAGCAUGCAUUCAGAUAUUUUCCCAGCCCGUCACUAUAGUAACUGGGAGACAGUCCUCAUCCUGGAAGAGCUCAGAGGGGACAGGGACUGGAAGCCUGAGGAAUCGGAGCCCCUAGAGAAGAAGGGGAAAUAUGAGGGACAGAAGGCAAAGCCUCUAUAUUCAUUAUCUAAUAAAUGGGGCUCUUUUUUUAUUGACUCCAUUUCUGGACUGGAAAAUACAGAAGACUCAUCAGUUUGUACAUGGUCCUGCAAGAGAAUCAGUACUUACAGCACUAUUGCAAUUCCAAGUAUUGAAGCAAUAGCAGAAUUACCCCUGGACUACAAAUUUACAAGGUUCUCCUCAAGCAAUUCAAAAACAGCUGGCUACUAUCCAAGUCCUCCGCUAGUCUUAGCAAAUGGCGAAUCACUGACAACCAAAUAACUUGACCUUUACUGAACAAUGAAGUGAAGAACUGUAUAUGCAGCAAAUGUACUGUAAAAUGUUAAUUUAAAAAAAAAACAUGCUUUAUAGGAACAAAUUCUUAAUGAAAAUUGACCAAGAAAUUGAUGUUUUUUCCACAGAUCCUCUUUCUCUAGAUGCCCAAUAACUGAUUAUAUCAAGAUCUCAGUAUCUUAGAACUGAAAAUCACCUUACUACUGUUUUGUGUACCAGUAGUUCUGAGAUUAGAAUUCACCUGGGGACACACACAUACACACACAUAUUUACACCUAAGCCUAGGCCAGUGGCUCUCAAAGUGUGGUCCCAAACCACUGUCAUAGCAUCACCUGAGAACUGGUAGAAAUGCAGAUUUGCAGGCUACACCCAAGACCUACAGAAUUAGGAACUCUGGAAAUCUGUGUUUAAUAACAGUGUGAUUCGCACUAAAGUUUGAGAACCACUGGCUUGACCAUAACCACCAGAGACUGGUUCAUUUGGUCUGGGGAGAGAGAGGCAUGUUGACCCCUUCUAUACCCAAGGACACUGAGUCCAGUGACAGUAAAUGAUUUUUCCAAGGUAUCAGGUUUUAUGCUGUUCUUUUGUUUUCCAAAGCAAGGAAUGGAGACGGGAUUUCUUCUGAUGCCACACAGCCUGUGUGGAACGGAGAGGACACCAGAAGCCUACUAUUUCAACCUCCAAUGUUGCCCAUUAGGGUUCCCACGAAAGAAAAAUAAAAGAGAACACAAUGGAUUCCAGCCCCACAGAGCUCAACAUUACCCAAAAAAUCUUAUUUUGUAGCAUUAAUACUUCUCAUUAAGGAGACAUAUAAUUUAAAGCUAAAUUUAUUAAUUAAAUUUGAGUGAAUUUUUUCUCCUUGGGUGGGGCAGGUGGUAAUGAAAAGAAAGUGAGAAAAACUGCUUUAGAAGGCUUUAUCAUUAUAAGGACCAUCCGGGAUUAUUGUGUUCUGUGUGCUGUGCAGUCCUAUUCACGGCUGUUUGUUGUAGGACCUUUGGAGGCAGAAACGUUUACAAUAUAAAUCCUGGCUCUUCUUAUGUUCUAAUUCCAUCAUUCACCAUGAACAAUAACAGGAACACACUGAUCACCAUCAUUGUUUUACCUGGACUGUAGCAGAGAAUUUAGCAUAUUGAUAUAUACAAAGAAAAGAUAAAUAUUUUGUUAAAGAUUUUAAAUGCUCAAAAAUAAUUCCAUAUCUGUGGUGGGGAUGAGUAUCUCAGGGUAGGUAAAUAGUUACUGAAAUUGUUUUCUCAAAGUCAGUAGCUUUCUUUGAUACCUAAUAAGAAUAUAAUAAUGUGUUUGGAAUUGAUUUCCAAAUCUCAGUGGAAUAUGAUGAUGAGCAUACAAAUCAAGUGCAGGGCUAAGUGACAGAUGCUGUCUCCUGUAUACUUGCAGUACACAUUUGAUUUCUUUCAAAAAUAAACCUAUUUUUCCUUACACAUGUUUAUUUUGUAAAUGACAAAGAACAAUCCAUCUUUAAAUGCAUAUAAACUACUAUUGUAAAUAUGAAAAAUGAGAAGUUAAUUGCACUUUUCAUGCCACUAUGGAGUAAAAAAAAAUUCACUCAAGAAGUUCUGAUCCUACUUAUACUAGUAUCUACCUAAAGAAUCUGAACAGCUGAACCACCUAAGUUGAACUCAGUUUUUCCUACCUUGUCGAAAGAGGAGGUUAGAGUUUAUUUCCAAGUUUGCUUCCACCUUUCUAAGGGAUAGUCAGCGAUAAUAAUGAAUGCUGUAAUUAAAGUGUUUAUUUCACUUCUAAAAAUGCCAGUGUUUCUAAUUGGACAUGAAGAUUUAAGAUCAUCCAAAAAUGGCAAUAUAAAUAUUAAAAAGAGAAUCUCAGAGAAGAAAGCUAUAUAUUCUAAAUAAAUUUGUGAGUAGCAAAGCAGGAAAAUUAUGCAAGUAGGCACAAGACUUAAGUUUCAUCUUAGUACACAGGCAAACACUCAUCAUCCUUUUAAAAGAUACCUAAACACAAUUGUCAAAGGCGAUGGGAUUCUCUCUGCAGGCCACUGUUGGUCUCACCUGAAGAGGAAAGACCUGAAUGGCACCGCCGUCAAAUAAUUUGUCAGAAUUUGGUGUUUAAAAUAUGGAGGUAGCAAAGACUUCAGUGAACCUAGAAUUACCACGUAAGAUUCAAGUUGAGUUUAUUAAACUCUAAAUUGAAAUUA